UAGCGGUCAUAAGUACUGUACUGUACUUAGUUGUCUCAUCUCUGCAGCCUCAAAGAAGUGGGACUCAGUACGUACUGGCUACUCUCGCUGCUGUGCGCUGCAAACGUCUACUUAUUCCCUGCUGCUUGUACACGCAGGCUUAUGGAAGAUAGAAAGAAAGAAUGCAAGCCGUGUGCAAAGUCACAGCUGUAUUGCUGGCCGCUGCUUAUUUAUUCAGUGUGCUCAUUUUCAUGUCUUCAGUGGUAGACUGAUAAAAAAAACUGCAUGUGGAGGAAAAAAUGGCCAUCUAGCUCAAGUUCUCAUGGCUCUUAUCAGCGUAAUGAAGCGUAAACAGUGUCUUACAGCAGAGAGAAUUUUAGCUGUAAUGGCAUCAUAGUCUUAUCUCCUGGUAAUUUUUUCUCUUUCAAAAACCGUCGGCCCAGAGAAUGAGAGGAAAAAUGAGCGUUGCUUACGGACAGUACUAUCCCAUCGUCGCUACCAACACCGCCGCCGCCGCCGCUUGUCCAUACUUCUGCACUUGUAAGCCUACAAUCUGGCAGUGCUCAAGCAGCAGCUCGAUGACCUGGCCGUUGGAUAAUCAGCCUCAUGUAAUUGUGAGAGGUGUGAAGAUGUUGGACAUGACAGGAUCGGAUGUGAAUGUUCUUCCAAAUUGGCGGCCUACCCAUAAUUUCCCGGAUUUGCAACUGAUCUUCCUGGUCAACACAAUUUUUGACGGUUAUCAAUGUCGUGAAUUGGAGUGCCUGGAGAAACUGGGUCUGAAGAUCAUCGCUCCCCGAUGCGGAAAAGACAAGCGUAACGGCUGCGCGUAUGCCCCGUGCUGUCCGUGGUCCAGCCGCCCUACACCAACCGGGUUUCCAACACCCUGGCCUUUGCCAUAUCCGCCCAAAGUCUUCACUACCACCCAUGCUGCUGCCGCUAUAACUACAACAACGGCCGGGGCGGUGGCGCCUGCGGCAAGCACAAAAAUUGUGCAAGCGACGAUUACAUCACCUGCCCCUUUAUUAAUUACGGUUAGGCAAGAGAGCAAAAGCAGUAGCAGCAGCAGUAGCAGCAGCAGCAGCACCACCACCACCACCACGACAGAAUCGGCAUUUACGUCGAGUGAUGAUAGCGCAUACGUUGUUUCUCCUGUCUUGACCGAUGCUGCUACGGCCGUGAUAGAUCCCACCACCAUAAAAAUUUCGAAUUUAUCGUCAACUUUAUCUAUGCUGUUGUCUCCACCUGCAGACAUUCGUUUUGAAAUAAAUAAUAUCCACCCUUCCUCCGUCCCAUUGUCCACGGAAAUAGAAAAUGAAUGGACACCAGCAGCAGCACUAGCGCGCCUGCUGCUACCACAUAUCAGGUGA
This is a messenger RNA of Paramacrobiotus metropolitanus, 1346 nucleotides long. Its product is annotated as hormone receptor 4-like. NCBI's taxonomy places the organism in Eukaryota, Metazoa, Tardigrada, Eutardigrada, Parachela, Macrobiotidae. Bases 426 to 1346 code for a protein of 306 amino acids. The record is from RefSeq and is a predicted model, not a curated record. The transcript is spliced from 4 exons.